Molecule: messenger RNA, 2631 nt
Organism: Anopheles funestus (African malaria mosquito)
Lineage: Eukaryota; Metazoa; Arthropoda; Insecta; Diptera; Culicidae
Gene: Hrs
Product: hepatocyte growth factor-regulated tyrosine kinase substrate
Exons: 4
Coding region: 139-2418 (759 amino acids)
Molecular function (GO): metal ion binding; phosphatidylinositol binding; ubiquitin binding
Source: RefSeq, a predicted model, not a curated record
UACGUCAUCCUGCUGGUCCGAAAAGAAAGCAAAAUCAUUGGUGUUUUAAGCCAUUGGAGGCCUGGAGUCUGCAACACGACAUAACUAGAAUCAAAUUCAAAGGUCUAUUAUUUGCUGUUACCGUAUCGAAAAAGCAGUAUGUUUCGUACAUCCCUUUUCGACAAAAGUCUAGAAAAUGCUACCAGCAAUCUAAACCUGGAGCCCGACUGGCAGGCGAUACUGGUCAUUUGUGACACAAUCCGGCAGGGCGAUGUAAACGCGAAAUAUGCUGUCCAGGCCCUGAAAAAGAAGAUGCAGUCGCCAAACCCAAUCACGGCCAUGUAUGCACUGUUGGCGCUGGAAAGCAUCGUGAAGAAUUGCGGUACGCCCGUGCACGACGAGAUAGCGAACAAGGCGAACUGCGAGAUGUUCCAGAGUUUGGUCAACACUACAAAGCACGAGGAAGUGAGGGCGAAGAUGCUCGAGCUUAUUCAAGCUUGGGCGUACGCGUUCCGAUCGACCAUAAAGUAUCGUUCGAUAAAGGAUACGAUGAACAUUUUGAAAACGGAAGGCCAUAAGUUCCCGGAGCUGAAGGAAGCGGACGCAAUGUUUUCUUCGGACAUUGCACCCGAUUGGGUAGAUGGAGAAGUUUGCCAUCGAUGCCGUUCGCAGUUUACGUUCACCGUGCGUAAACAUCAUUGUCGCAACUGUGGUCAAGUCUUUUGUGCUCAAUGCUCGUCGAAGAACAGCACGCUGCCAAAGUUUGGCAUUGAGAAGGAAGUACGCGUGUGUGAUGGAUGCUACGCUCAACUUCAGCGACCAACGUCAACCCUGACGAAGAAACCUACCGAGGAAGAAGAUCUGCCGGCGGAAUAUCUGAGUAGUUCGCUUGCCCAGCAGGCACAGGGACCAGCACGCAAGACGGACGAGGAGCUGCGCGAAGAGGAAGAGUUGCAGUUAGCCUUGGCAUUGAGUCAAUCGGAGGCCGAAACGAAGCAGCAGACUCAGACGCGACGUGUUACCGCGUUUCAUAAGGCGCCGGAGUCACCGGAACCGCAAACUCCCCAAGCGCAGGUCAAACGAAGCCCGUCGCCUGUUGAGGAACCGCCAGCCGACCCGGAAUUGGCCCGGUAUCUGAAUCGCAACUAUUGGGAGCAACGGCAGGUAAUGGAUUCACCUGCGUCUCCGUCGGCGCCAAGCCCGAUGCCGAGUCCAAUGCCAUCGAUGCAGCCAAGCCUCCUGACAAAGAGCGCACCGGAAGACGCAGAGAUUGAUGAGUUUUCCAACAUGAUGAAAACGCAGGUGGAAAUUUUUGUGAAUCGCAUGAAGUCGAACUCAAGCCGUGGUCGGAGCAUUUCGUGCGACAGCUCUGUUCAGACGCUUUUCAUGAACUUGACCUCGCUGCACGCCCGCUUGCUUACGUUCAUUAAGGACAUGGACGACAAGCGUAUGUGGUACGAGCAGCUGCAGGACAAGCUGACGCAGAUAAAGGAUUCGCGCGCUGCGCUGGAUGUAUUGCGGCAGGAGCAUCAAGAGAAGCUGCAGCGCAUUGCCGAGGAACAGGAACGCCAGCGGCAAUUACAGAUGGCACAGAAGCUGGAGAUCAUGCGCAAGAAGAAACAGGAAUAUCUGCAGUAUCAGCGACAGGUGGCUCUCCAACGCAUUCAAGAACAGGAACGUGAGAUGCAGAUGCGCCAGGAACAGCAAAAGGCACAGUAUCGUAUGGGAACGGCAUUUCCGUUCAUGGCGCCUGGUCCUGCGCCGGGUCAGGGACCUCAAGGAUCUCCGGUGCAUGUUGGUGGUGUUCCCGGUGGAUAUCCUGGUCCGGGGUAUGGACCGUACGGUCCAAUGCCUCAAACGAACGGUACACUUCCACACUAUCAGCAGCAGCCACCGCCACAAAUGUUUUCGCCUCAACACACUGGUCAAUAUGGAAUGCCAGGUGCUACUGCGCCGGGAGCUGAUGGACAGGUUCCAAUGCAGCAGGGUCCAAUGCAGCCACCAUCCGGCGGAGCUGGGAUCAUUCCCCCAGGGAUGAAUGUUAUGCCUGGGCAGGUACCACCGCCGGGUACUAUGAAUAUGCCCGGUGCAGGGCACAUACCGGGAGCGCCGAUGAUGGGUCCUCCACAGCCAUCUCAAACUCAGCAGCAGCAACAGCAACCACCCCAGCAGCAACAACAGCAACCACAGCAAUUACCAUCCCAACAGACGGGUUUAAUGGGAGGGAAUCCAAUGCAACCACAGAACGAUCUUCAGCAACAACAGGGACAGGUUCAUCCCCCAGUUGCAAUGCCUCCAGUAGUUCAGAUUCCACCCGCCCCGAUGGUUUCUGCACCAGAUGUGGCACCCGUUGCUGCCGUUGCUCCACCUCCACAACAAGCAGCCCCAGCAGCCCCAAAUCCUGAACCAGCUACAGCUGAACUAAUUAGUUUUGAUUAAAGGAAGGGCCAAAUGCUAGAUGAAAUGCCCUAGAAGCAAUCCUGUAUUUAACGCUGGGCUGUCUAUUUAGUCGUUUUCCGUUUUGUAUUUUCUUUACUCAUCAUGUAGAGCAUUCUUUAUUAUCAAAAUGCUGCGCGAAAGCGUAAUAUAAAUGUGUACCGCCACACGAUAUAUUGCUAAUAAAUCUUACUACAAAAGGUUACGUAUUGGAAA